Molecule: messenger RNA, 402 nt
Organism: Carassius carassius (crucian carp)
Lineage: Eukaryota; Metazoa; Chordata; Actinopteri; Cypriniformes; Cyprinidae
Product: interleukin-27 subunit beta-like
Exons: 2
Coding region: 1-315 (104 amino acids)
Molecular function (GO): protein binding
Source: RefSeq, a predicted model, not a curated record
AUGAAACCUGAUCCUCCGGUGAAUGUGAGCGUGAUGGUAAUGCCAGACAGGAAGUUGUCUGUGGAGUGGGGUCCACCACCCACUUGGCCGGAUCCUUUCAACUUUCUCCUUAAAUACACAAUGAAAUUCCACUGGGGCAGACCUGAGACUACAAGAACUCUGGGCCCUUACGGGUCUAAUAAAAUGGUUUUGAGUGGACUGUUGGCAGGAAGGACUUACUACAUCCAAAUAUCUGCAAAGGACUCCCUGGAUGAUGUACAGAGCAGUGAGUGGAGUACACCGAUAAAUGCCACCAUGUAUCAACUCAUGUGGUGAAUCAUCAUUACACUUCGUUAACCAGAAGUGUUAGAAUCGCAGUGUUUAUUGUGUCACAAAAGGAUAAAUUUGUUUGACAGGCUCAAU